Penicillium chermesinum is the source of this 258-nucleotide messenger RNA. RefSeq lists its product as uncharacterized. The coding region runs from base 1 to 258 and encodes 85 amino acids. The record is from RefSeq and is a predicted model, not a curated record. Lineage: Eukaryota; Fungi; Ascomycota; Eurotiomycetes; Eurotiales; Aspergillaceae. The transcript has a single exon.
AUGGAAUCGUGCCCUCUUAUCGCAGAGGGCUCACCAAGUCUCCUACUCGGGGAGAAGCUUGGUGUAUCGUCACAGCAUGUGCCAAUUGUCACUGGAACAGAGAGCGUCCGUGGCCUUGUUCCAAUCCCGCUAGCCAGAAACUACAGAGCGGACCCGAAAGACUCUCAGAAAGGGUACAGUGAGCCCAGGGAAAAGGAAGUCUACCUCAACCGCCAAUUUCUUUACGUCUCCAUCGACAAUACUCCAGUCUUGAAAUGA